AUGACCAACACGCACAAGAGCUUGCUGUUCUUGCCGCUUUUCCUUCUUGCACAUGUCCUCGCUGUCACCGGCGCCGACGCAGAAGCACCAAAUGCGCUUACAACGAAUACAACAUGCACUUAUGAUCACCUCGCACGCACUCACACCUCGCCCGACCGUCGACAACGCUGGUGGUCCAAGUUGAGCGAGUUUCUGCUGCUGCAUCUCCCCGGGGACGCCUAUUCAGAUGAACAAGGCUUCUUUAACGACCUACAACUUGCGCUGAACACAGUCCCACCUAGCCGCGCUGACGACCUGGACCCGGAUGAGCUCUGCAGUCCGCGCCACCAGCUAUUUCCACGCGAUCAGCAGGUGCUGAAGACGAAAUGCCGCGUAAAACCUGUUCAUUACCAUCCGGGAUGGAACGGAGAUAUUCCAAAUUAUACCCCCACCGACUCCAACGGCAAUCCACUCCCCACACAAACAAUAGGAGAUGGCCACGGUGGCUUUGGUCAAGAAAUUAUUGGUGUAAACACGAGAUGCCCUUACAAUAACGUUGGGCCUGGUGCUACCGUUGCUACCAACACGAGCACAGGCCCGAACGGCCAAUUUACAUGGCUGACAUGUGGCCUCGAUCCCAAGAAUAACAGCAUUGGGUGGACACCGCCCUAUGCUACCGCCGACCAGGUCAUCACCUUCCAAGGUGGGCUGCGUGCGGCUAUUAAAGCCGAAGGAAGUCCCUACAAAUCUUGCGCCAAGUUUGUGGAGCUUUUCGAGACGGCCGGCGCCGAGUUCCAGGUUCCUCCACUGUUCAUUGCCGCCUUUGCACUUCAAGAAUCCGGUUGCAAUCCUGAUAUUGAUGGAGCCGGUGGAGAGCAAGGUAUGAUGCAAAUCAGUCCGGAAAAGUGCGAUAAGGCGCCUGGAGGAAACUGCAAGGACGUUAUUUACAAUGUUCGAACCGCCGUCAAAUACUUUAGCGACGUCUUGAAGUCUGUCAACGGCAACGUCUUCGAGGCAGUGGGACUUUACAACGGCUGGAUACGUGGAAUGUCAUACAAGGAGAGCACCACUUGGGGUAUCAACGGCGAUUGCUGUAGAUGUCAGCGCAACCUGAGCUAUCUUUCUCAAUUCUUCAACGGCUGGCUCCAAAACAUGGACGCCUGGGCGCUCAUGCUGGGCUCGAUCCACAACACGGCCGACUGUCCCGCUUGA
Molecule: messenger RNA, 1191 nt
Organism: Serendipita indica DSM 11827
Lineage: Eukaryota; Fungi; Basidiomycota; Agaricomycetes; Sebacinales; Serendipitaceae
Source: the annotation of a GenBank genome assembly